Messenger RNA from Lachancea sp. 'fantastica', 735 nucleotides. NCBI's taxonomy places the organism in Eukaryota, Fungi, Ascomycota, Saccharomycetes, Saccharomycetales, Saccharomycetaceae. The record is from the annotation of a GenBank genome assembly.
AUGUCACUUAAGUACCAGAAAUUCCUCCUUUUUGGUGACUCAAUCACAGAGUUCGCGUUCAACACGCUAGCCGAUGAAACCAGGGGGCAUCAAUUUGCCCUAGGGGCCGCGUUAUGCAGGGAUUACACCAGAAAGCUUGACAUCGUCCAGAGAGGCUUCAGUGGCUAUAACUCUCGAUGGGCUCUUCAAAUACUUCCUCGAAUUUUGGAGAAUGAGUCCUCAAGUGAUAUCGUAAUGUGCACAAUUUUUUUUGGCAGUAACGAUGCGGCUUCCGCUGGCAGACAGCGAGUGGAGAUAACAGAAUUCAUUCAGAAUAUGACAAAACUCGUCCAUAUACUAAAAGAUAAAGAUAUCAGACCUAUUCUAAUCGGGCCCGGGCUUCAUGACAGCGAGCGCUGGGCAGCGUUGAAACCAGACCAGAUCGGCCAGGGAAUUUUCCGCUCAAAUGACAACAACAAGAGAUAUUCUGACGCUCUUCAACAAGUUGCAUUGCAGGAAGAAAUUCCUUUCGUCAACCUGUAUGAGGCAUUUCAAAAACAGGGUGGAGAUAAAUGGCAGGAGCUUUUGUUGGAUGGCGUCCAUUACACCGGAAAAGGGUACGAAGUGUUUUAUCAUGAGCUUCUCAAAGCUAUACGCUCAGCCUAUCCUGAAUUUGCACCAGAAAAUGUUACCUACAGGCUUCCCAACUGGAGGGACGUGGAAGAGAAUGGCUCUAAUUUAAAGGAGUUUCUUUAA